Molecule: messenger RNA, 2400 nt
Organism: Parathielavia appendiculata
Lineage: Eukaryota; Fungi; Ascomycota; Sordariomycetes; Sordariales; Chaetomiaceae
Product: TRP-domain-containing protein
Exons: 3
Coding region: 1-2400 (799 amino acids)
Biological process (GO): fungal-type cell wall biogenesis; transmembrane transport
Cellular component (GO): membrane
Source: RefSeq, a predicted model, not a curated record
AUGAGAGGUCUAGGUGGCCCGCUGAGGGCGGCUCUGGCCGGGGCGCUUCUGGCCAGCCGAGUGCUGGGCGUGGAUAUUUUGGAGACAACCGGCUUCAGCAGCUGCAACACGAACGCCAGCGUGUCGGUGCAAAAGGUGGACAUCAAGUACAACAACGCCGACAAGACGGUUACGUUCAAUGUAGCAGGUUCGAGCAACCAGGUCCAGAACGUCACGGCCAUCCUCAACGUCACGGCUUACGGCCAGAACAUCUACUCGAAUUCCUUCGACCCCUGCGACCAGAACACGUUUGUGCAGCAGCUCUGUCCCAUCCCCGCCGGUAACUUCUCUGCAAAGGGCACCCAAAAAAUCCCUGACGAGUACGCGAGCCUGGUGCCGGCCAUUGCCUUCCAGAUCCCGGAUAUCGCGGCCAUGGCGACCUUGCAGUUGACCUCGAGGGAGUCGGGUGAGAGGGUUGCCUGCAUCCAGUCUCAGGUGUCCAACGGAAAGACAGCCAGCGUGCCCGCCGUCUCGUACGUGGCCACAGGCGUAGCAGGAGCGGCUCUGGUCUUGGGCGGCGUGUCAGCAGUUGGAGCGGCCUUUGCAGGAGGCAGUGCUGCCGCCGGCGGUGGUUCGGCGGCCGGUGGUAUGGGCACCGUCAGCCCCAGCUUCACAGAGGUCUUUGGCUGGUUCCAGGGCAUGGCCAUGAACGGCAUGCUGUCGGUCAACUACCCCGGCGUCUACCGAAGUUUUGCCAAGAACUUUGGCUUUUCGACUGGUCUGAUUCCCUGGACGCAGCUUCAACUUUCGAUCGACGACUUCCGUGCUGCCACUGGGGGCGACCUGACCGGAAACAGUGUCAAACUUUUGAGGAACGCAACUCUGGUGUUUCCGGACGGCUCUUCGCAGACGACCGGACAGGGGUCGUUCAAGAGGGCAGUCGACGAGUUUGUGCGCCUCGCUGCACGACAGAUUGAAACGACCGUCAAUGGCACGGUCGAGGAAACUGGGGAGCAAGGGAGUCCCGAGAAUACCGUCCGGGUGGCCGUGUCUGGGAUUCAGGGCUUCGUGCAGCAGUACAGCAUUCCGUCCUCCAACGCCUUCAUGACGGUCCUUCUCAUCGUCGCCAUCAUUGUGGCGGCAGUUGUGGUGGGCUUCCUCCUCGUCAAGGUUAUCCUCGAAUUCUGGGCCCUGUUCGGCAGCUUCCCCAAGGCGCUGUCGGGCUUCCGCAAGCACUAUUGGGGCUCCAUCGCUCGGACCAUUACGUCGUUGAUUCUGCUACUCUACGGCAUCUGGGUUCUGUACUGUGUCUUCCAAUUCACCCGGGGAGACUCGUGGGCCGCCAAGGUGCUUGCCGGUGUUACUCUGUUUCUCUUCACUGCCGUCCUGGCUUAUUUUGGCUGGAAGAUUUGGAGCACUGCCCGCAGGCUCAGGCAGCUCGAGGGCGACAUCGGCGGCCUGUACGAGGACAAGAGCAUCUGGGUCAAGUACAGCCUGUUCUACGAGGCCUACCGGCGCGACUACUGGUGGGUCUUCGUGCCGACCAUCAUCUACAUGUUCGCCAAGGGCUGCGCGCUGGCAGCGGCGGAUGGGCAUGGAAUGGUGCAAACAAUUGCGCAGCUCAUCAUCGAGGGUUUCAUGCUCAUCCUCCUGCUUUGGAGCCGUCCGUACGAACGCCGGUCGGGCAAUGUCAUCAACAUCACCAUCCAGGUGGUGCGGGUGCUGUCGGUGGUGUGCAUCCUGGUGUUUGUCGAGGAGUUCGGCAUUGCCCAGACCACGCAGACCGUCACGGGCGUCGUCCUCAUCGCAAUUCAGUCCGCACUGACGGGCAUCUUGGCCAUCCUCAUCGCCUGGAAUGCUUUCAAUGCUUGCUGCAAGGAAAACCCGCACCGCAAGCGCCGCAAGGAGAUGGAGAAGAUGCAGCGCGACACCUUGACCCCGCUCGACGCCCGCAAUUCGCUUCUGCUCGACCGCCCAAAGACAGCGUCGACGGACCUGUCGUCGUCCCUCUCGGUCUCUAAAACGGGUUUCACCGGCGUGGCGGUCGAACCAAAAGAGGGCCCCCUUGGGACUUCGCCUGAUCGGUACGGCCACAAGAAGAACAAGAGUAGCUCCGACAGUGACAGGCUCUCCAAUCCCAUGUUUGCUGCACAUUCGCGCGCUCCGAGCGGCGGUUCCCUCAGGCCGCUGAUGCCGAACGCGCAGGAUAUGACUAUGAACCCGAGUCGGGAGAAUCUGGUGCUGGGUGCGGCGCCGCUGCCGAGGGCGGGGGGUAUGCGGCAGCCGACGUUGCCGAAUUUGGGGCCCAUGGGGGGUGGUGGUGGUGGUUAUGGACACUCCCACGCUGGGGGCUAUGGGCAGCAGGGAGGAGGGUAUGGUGGGGGGUAUAAUGGGUACCGAGGGCCCUACGAGGGUUAUUGA